UUUGGCGAAGCCUCACAUGUCAUUGCCUUUGUCAAUCAAUACAAACACAGACCAAAUAAAUGGGAAAAAAAGUAGAACACAAAAAGCAAAGGCAAAAGAUAUCACAACGAAGAUUCAAGAACACCCACCUGAAAUUUUUUUGAACUUUUUUCCACUCAUCACCAUCUUCAAUUCCCUUUCUUCCCCGCAAACCCCUUUUCUUUCCCCCUCUUUUCUCAACAAAUCCCCCCAAAUUUUGCUCUCUUUUCAGCUCUCUUUAUGAUUUACGUUUCCAUUUUCUGUAUCAAUGGAUGUUUCUGCUACCAAAAGAAGGCUCCUCAAAGUCAUCUUCCUCGGUGACAGUGGAGUUGGAAAGACUUCUUUGAUGAAUCGAUAUGUGUAUAAGAAGUUUAAUCUACAGUAUAAAGCAACAAUUGGUGCUGACUUUAUGACAAAGGAGCUACGGAUUGAUGACCAACUUGUCACAUUGCAAGUUUGGGACACAGCUGGGCAGGAAAGGUUUCAAAGUCUAGGGGCUGCAUUUUACAGAGGAGCAGAUUGCUGUGUUUUUGUUUAUGAUGUGAACGUGACCAAAUCAUUUGAAUCACUAAGCAGUUGGCAUGAGGAGUUUCUCAAACAGGCCGAGCCAGCCGAUCCAAAAGCAUUCCCCUUUCUUUUACUCGGGAACAAGAUUGAUGUAGACGAUGGACAUAGCCGAGCCGUCUCAGAGAAAAGAGCAAGACAAUGGUGUGAUUCUAGGGGUAGCAUGCCAUACUUUGAGACUUCAGCAAAACAGGAUUAUAAUGUCAAUGAAGCAUUUAUUUGCAUUGCAAAAGCUGCGUUAACCAACGAAGAAGAGCAAGAACCUUACUUUGAAAGUAUUUCGGAGUCUGUGUCAGAGGUGGAGACAAGAGGAGGAGGUGGUUGUGCUUGUUAAUAUUUGUCUUCUACAAAUUCAACAACCUUAACAUCGACUUUUUGAUUGAUUUGAGCUCUCUUCCUUAAUAAAUAUGUUUUAUUCUUUGAGUUAUUUAUUCCAUUUUAUGUAAAUUAGUAUUUAUGGUGACAUUUCUCUUUUUCUUUCUUGAGAAUUUCUGAAAACAAUUUAUUUAAGUCGGUAAAGAACAAAUAAAAUUCUUUGGUUAAACUUCCAUUAAAAGGGAGGUAGACUUCUUCAA
Molecule: messenger RNA, 1157 nt
Organism: Cucumis sativus (cucumber)
Lineage: Eukaryota; Viridiplantae; Streptophyta; Magnoliopsida; Cucurbitales; Cucurbitaceae
Product: ras-related protein Rab7
Exons: 7
Coding region: 287-916 (209 amino acids)
Cellular component (GO): vacuolar membrane
Molecular function (GO): GTP binding; GTPase activity
Source: RefSeq, a predicted model, not a curated record